This is a messenger RNA of Pocillopora meandrina, 540 nucleotides long. NCBI's taxonomy places the organism in Eukaryota, Metazoa, Cnidaria, Anthozoa, Scleractinia, Pocilloporidae. The record is from the annotation of a GenBank genome assembly.
AUGUUACGUGACAACAUGUGUUAUAAGUUCGGAUGGGUCAGAGAUGUCGUGAUAAACAAUGCUCAGGCAUUGACCACUGGACCUAAUCUAACAAAGCAGUUUCAUCAUGACAGUAAGGGAUGGAUAGAGUCUAAGACAGUCAGAUCAAAUCAGAAUAGACCUCACGGUCUUAAACACACCACCAUAAAUGGAUUCAAAGCAAUUGUAUUCUAUCUCGAUUCCAUUGCGUGGACGUUCACAUGUACCGUAAACUGCACGUACAAGAGAGGUCCAUCACACCGUGCAUUCUACGUCUACUCAUCGCUAUGUGCUCCAACCAUCAUGGGAAAUGAAAUGACCGAUUUAUUGAGGCAAGUGGAGUACCGUCCUACGUUGAAAGGUCAUUCGUGUUACGAACCACAUUUCAUUCAAUACAAGUGUCUCCGGAACAACCACAUCUCCUUCAUCGAAACAGCUAUAACAGAAACGGACGAAAAUAAAUUAGCUCAGUUCACCGAAGGUCCGUCCAUACUCACCAUUCAUUUCAGACGUGUGCGCUAA